Fukomys damarensis (Damara mole-rat) is the source of this 3674-nucleotide messenger RNA. RefSeq names its product tetratricopeptide repeat domain 12 (gene Ttc12). Bases 138 to 2249 code for a protein of 703 amino acids. Gene Ontology annotation, molecular function: protein binding. The record is from RefSeq and is a predicted model, not a curated record. The transcript has 22 exons. Lineage: Eukaryota; Metazoa; Chordata; Mammalia; Rodentia; Bathyergidae.
CCUGUCCAGCCCCGGGCGCGUCCCGUCAGAGCUGAGGAGUGGCGCUGGGGUCUCCCUUUGGACCUGGUCUUGGACUGGCCCUCAGGUCUGAGCAGAGGCUGCUGGUUUGAUCCCCAGCGGAUGGAAUUUGGCCCCCAAUGGCUGAUGAUCAAGAGAAAGACUUGCAGAAAUUUCUUAAAAAUGUGGAUGAAAUCACCACUUUAAUUCAGGAGCUGAAUUCUGAUGACCCAAUUAUACAACAGAAAGCUGUACAACAGACAGAAGAGAGACUGAUGCUGAUGGAGGAAGCUCGAGAGGAGGAUGAGUGCAGGACAACCUUGAACAAGACCAUGAUAAGCCCUCCUCAAGCUGCUAAUUCAGAUGAAAUAAACCCAGAGGUCUUCAUGGCAUCUGUGGAGAACGAUGCAAAGGAGCGAGCCGAGAGAAGACGGGAAAACAAAGUCUUAGCAGAUGCCCUAAAAGAAAAUGGGAACAAAGCCUUUGCCAAGGGCAACUAUGAGAUGGCCAUCCUGCACUACAGCGAGGGCUUGGACAAGAUGAAGGAUAUGAAAGUUCUGUAUACCAACCGAGCCCAGGCUUAUAUAAAACUUGGGGAGUACCAGAAGGCCCUGGUGGAUUGUGAAUGGGCACUGAAGUGUGAUGAAAAAUGUACAAAGGCAUAUUUCCACAUGGGAAAAGCUCAUCUGGCCCUGAAGAACUACAGUAUGUCCAGACAGUGUUAUCAGAAGAUCUCAGAAAUAAACCCCAAGCUGCAGACACAGGUGAAAGAAUACCUGCACCAAGUAGAUCUCCAGGAGAAGACAGACUUUCAAGAAAAAGAAGCCCAUGAAUUGCUGAAUACAGGAAAGAAUACAGCUGUGACAACCAAAAACCUCCUGGAAACCCUUUCUAAGCCUGACCAGACACCUUUGUUCUAUGCAGGGGGAAUGGAGAUCCUGACUGACGUAAUGAAGGAUUGCACAGAACAAACUUUAUUCAGAACCCACAAUGGAUUCAGCAUCAUCAGUAACAACGAGGUCAUAAGAAGGUGCCUUUCCAUGGCAGAAAAAGAUAUGAUUGAAGAGACAGUCUGUGUGACUGUUCUUAAGCUUUGGCAAGCAGUUUGCAGUGAGAAUGAGGAAAACCAGCGUCUGCUUGUGCUGCACCCCAACACGGCGAGGCUGCUGCCCUCCCUCUUGACCUCCAAAGUCAUGGCCAUCCAGCAGCAGAGCUUAUCCCUGCUGCUGCAGGUCACCCAGACUGAGCAUGGACGGAGCCUGGUCAUCAGCCACCUUGAUAUGACCCGAUUGCUGGAAGCACUGCUAUCAUUUCUUGACUUCUCAGACAACAAGGCCAGUACCGCCAUUGGACUGCUCACAGACUUGGCUCUGGAAGAAAGAUUCCAAGUCUGGUUUCGGGCCAACCUUCCAGGUGCUCUCCCUGCACUCACAGGUGUACUGAAGAGAGAUCCGAUGGUAACCAACUCCUCAGCGCUCUGCAGGUGUAUUGUCAUCAUAGGAAAUCUCAGUGCUGAGGCUGCUGCUCGAAGACACAUGUCAUCCUGUGAAGAAUUUAGGGAUGCCUGUUUGGGCCUCCUGGCCAAGUGCGAGGACAACAUGGACCUAUACAGAGAGGUCACUUACACAGUCCUGGGACUCGUGAUGAACCUAUGUCUUCAGGUCCCCUUUGCCUCAGAGGUGUGGGCUGUGGAGCUGAGCAGAAGGUGCCUCUCUUUACUAAACAGCCAAGAUGGGGGCAUCCUAACUAGAGCUGCUGGUGUUCUGAGCCGGACACUUUCUUCCUCUCAGAAAAUCAUUGAGGAGGCUGUGAGAGCAGGAGUGGUGAAGAAAAUGAUUAAAUUCCUGAAGAUAGGAGGCCAGACUGCAUCACAUUAUGCCAUAAAGAUACUAGCUAUCUGCACAAACAGCUGUUGUGAAGCUCGGGAAGAAGUAAUCAAACUGGAUAGAAAGUUCAGUGUUCUGCUGAAGCUGCUCAGCUCAGAGGAUGAGGUUCUGAUGGGCAACACUGCCCUCUGCCUUGGCAACUGCGUGGAGUUGCCCAAUGUUGCAUCUUCCCUGCUGAAGACAGACCUUGUACAAGUCUUGCUAAAGCUAGCAGGUGGUGACUCACAGAAGACAGCGGUGCAGCUGAAUGCAGGCAUUGCUCUGGGGAAGCUGUGCACGGUUGAGCCCAGGUUUGCUGCUCAACUGAGAGAGCUUCAUGGGUUGGAAAUUCUCAACUCUACAAUGAAAUACAUCAACGAUUCUUGAGAGAUGCGAUGUCUGUGUGGAACUUCGCAGGCAUACAACUGUGUAGUUUGGGUUGUUGAUUUGUUAAUAAAGUCCUUUAAAAUAUCCACUUGAGAACUGAGCAUAUGUUUUCAGAGCAUUUGUCUAGUGGGAUUUCAUUGAUAAGAGGAGAACAGGCAUCUGGUGGCUAUGGUGGUAGAAACUGUUUGGCUUGUUCAGCAUCCAUCACACUCGUCUCUGAAUGUGCCUUUCUACAGAAACUGGAAAUGAGCCAACAAAGAGCCACAUUUCCCAGACUUUCUUGCAUCCACAGUUCUACAUGAGAACUUAAUUCUACCAGUCUAUUACCACUUCUUGUGCUGCUUGCUGUUUUCUACUAGCAACAUACUAGAAGCAUCAGAGUCUGGGCAGUGGCAUUUAGCAUCUGCUACCCAGCUCUGAGUGCCUCAAGAUAAUAACAGUGGCCUCAUUGUUGGUGGCAGCUUCUUAAAACCCCACUGCAGCUGUGGCAGGUGCUCCUAAACUCGGUGGGUCCAGGUGGUCCAGUGGUGGAAGUAGCUUCCUUUUAGGGAAGCUCUGUGUAGUCUCUGUGCAUCAAAGUCAUUUCUGGAUGUUCUAUCUGGCGCUCUUCUCCAGCCCAUAUAGUGGUGCUGUAGGUACUCUGUUUUGUGUGUUAGACUAUUCUCUGCUUAAAGUGCCAGAGCAGGGGUUUCCAUUGGUGCACUGAACUCAUUGGUGCAUGUAUCUCCCAACCUAGCUUGCAUUCUUAUCCCUUUCCCAAAAAUCUUUAUCCAUUUUCAUUGCCCAAGGGCCAAUUAAGUCAGUAUCCCCUGUGGGCUUCAAGUCUCUAACUGAAAAGUCCAAUGAAAGACACUACUCUUCAGCUUCUCCAUACAAUCAGUUGAUCAUUUUAGAGUAGGAAGUAGGAGUGGUUGUCAAGAGUCACAGCCAAAAUUCCAAAGAAUUUGCCCAUGAUGUGUGGCUGGGAAAGAUGCUUAGCUCUUCUGAGCUUUGGCAGCUGUAUCUGUCGAAAACAAGAGAAAUUCCUGUCCAGUCUACCUCUCAUAUUGCUGUGAAAGUUAAAUAAAGAUUUGGAGGUGCUGUAGCUUGGAUCUAGAAUGUCCCCCCAAAGGCCCAUGUGUAAAAACUUCAUCUCCAGUUUGGAGCUGUUGUGUGUGGUGGUGGUGAUGGGCGUUAAGCAGUGAAGCCUAUAAGGAAACAUUCAGCUCCCAGGAGUACCCUGAAAGGAAAUUUGCUACCUCAGACUCUUCCUUUCUCUCUCAUUUGCUUCCUGACCCUGAGGUGAAUAGUUUGCUCCACAACGUGCUCCUACCGUAAUGAGCUGCCUCCUAGCCUGAAAACUUGAGUCUGCCAGAUUAUGAACUGAAACCUGAAAAACUUUGAGCCAUAAUAAGCCUUUUCUUGGGCUGGGGAUUUGGCUCAUUG